Messenger RNA from Amoebophrya sp. A120, 5316 nucleotides. Lineage: Eukaryota; Dinophyceae; Syndiniales; Amoebophryaceae. The record is from the annotation of a GenBank genome assembly.
GUUUGCUGUGGAGGUCUUGCUGGCAUGCUAUACAUGUAAUCCAUUUGCUUGUGUUUGAAACAUGUCCUCUUUUUCCGUGCUUCCGCUUCGUCGUGCGUUGUUUUGCAAGAGACUACUCUUGCUUGUUCUAUCUACCUUCUCCCCACCGCCCGGGUGGAGGUCGAGUGUUUUGGAAAUACGAAAUCUUGCUCGGGCGACUACGGUGACAGCUGAUGCCACAAGUACUGCAACCACUGUCGCCGACGCAGCAAAAACCUCACUUCUGGACGACCUGGCCUACGAAUCCCCACCGGCAACGGAGUCGUUCGACGACCAUGUCUUUGCUGCGUACAAAGACCUGGACGACCUGGACUGCGCUAGCAUGCGAAUACCCUUACGCGAAAAGGACUGGAACCACAUCAUGCACUUCAUUUCCAACAACGGCACGCACCACCACACGAGGCUCAAGGACUUCGACAGUCUACCCCUACUGGUUGACGAACAUCAAACAGAGACGGAAGUAGAACCCUCCGAGGAACUACACCAAGCGUCGAGCACCAGUUCCGCAGAGCAGGACGACACAAAAAUCGUGGAUUUGUAUGCCGAAACGAGGAAAACAAGGACCGGCUUCAGCCUGGCACAGCCAAGUACAACCCCCAAAACCCACGCCCACACGACCGUCAGUCCGAGGAGCUUCUUCGACCUCUCCAGUGACACGCAGCUGAUUCUGGAAUACCUCUCCCGCCUGAUCCCCCAACGGCACCCGGAGCUCGGGCGGAACAUCCAGGGCCCCUGGCAGGGCGUUCUAAAGGCGAAAAUGAUGUCAAAAAAGUGGCCGGAGCACAUGAUCCAAUGCCCGAAAAUUCCGCGUUUGCAGACGCUUCUCCUCGAAAACGGCUGCCCGAUGGGCGCACUCGCCGUCGCUGCGCACAAGGUGCUCUGCAUGGCGCAGCUCGCGAACUUGUUCCUUUCCCGGAAGCACGACCCGCGGUUUACUUCCGCGGACAUAUACCCGGAGGCCUUUUACUUCCGCCCCUCGAUUGCGGAUUUUGGAACGUUCGUAGACGAGUUCGUCGGCUCCGCGGUAUUUCACGAGGUGUACGCCAAGCCGCUAGUCGGGGUCGAGACGUAUGGGGUAGAAGGAACCGGGUACAACAACGUGACGAAUAAGAGAGCAAGAACUCAUCCUGCGCGACCCCCUAUUGACUCGGCUUCCGCGACUACAGAUAUAAUUACAGAAGAUCCUACAGCUCCAGCUAGUAGCCCACGACAGGAUCCGAACACCUAUUUCCCCGAGGAGAUGCAGCAAGACGCCGUGCCGAUGGAGCGAGACGAGAGGGAGUACGCCAGUUAUCCGGAAUUCGAGAAGUUCGCGAAGGAGACGCCGUACGGGGCGAUCCAGGACCUGUUGCACAAAUCGCUCGAGAACCUCGACCGCGUCUGGAACGUGGUGAAAUCUAGCUUGCGACUGGAGUCCUUCCUCGGGUCGAAGUGGCGGGUGCCCCGGAGAUUGGCGAUGGUGGAGCACAUACUGGACGCGUAUUACGGUACCGGUUUCGUUAGGGUUCCACAAGAUACUGCUGAAGAGAUGAUCAACGAGGAACAGCGACAAGGAGCUGCAUCAUCUCCAGGCGCCGGUGGAGGUGGUCCUUCCGCACCUCCCGCUCUCGUUUCUGUCCACGAGGCCCUGGGGAUUUCCCAACCGGCUUUCUACACGCCAACAGCGCCGGAAGGGACGAGUGCAGCUGGGGGAGAAUUCGUUCCUGAACCCGGGCGGGUGCUGGGGAUCGCGGAUUGGCAGGUCCCGCGGGAAUUUGUCGAAGCGUACUUCCGCAAGUCCAACUGGACCAUGCGCGUCAUGCCGGCGAUAUUUGAGGAAGUGUUGCUGAAACAGUUCUUCUGGGGCGCGGGUUUGGUCGGAAAAAUCCGCGACCGGUGGCCGGAGUCGCUGCGCUCGCUGGUGGGACAGAUUCAAUUGAGCGAUGGUUCAACAACAUCAUCAACCUCCGAGAACAUAACCCGGGCGAAAGCGGUGCUUCUGAAUUACUACCGCCUCAUGUGGGUUCUCUCCGCAAUGGGGGCGGGCAUGGGCUCGGGCUAUUCAGGGGAUUUCGAGAUGUUGGGGCCCACGUUUGAUCGGUACUUGCGGAAGGCGAGCUUUUCCGGGCUGAUUCUUUCGCAGCUGAACCUGUUUGCACUUUUGGGUUUUCUGGAGAUCCUGAUGUGGCACCGGUUCGGGUGGAUGCGGGGGAUCUGGUACGAGGACAUGCGGGACCCGACCAAAUGGCUGGCAGUUUCGGAUGCGGAGUUUGGAAAAGAGGGUCGUGAAAGCGGCGGGAGCUCCUCGUCCUCCGACGGUAGAGAGGAUGACUCUUCUUCCUCAAGCAAAAAUAAGAAGAAGCAACAAGCUACGUGGCAUCGCAUCUCGCAGAGGACAGCGGGACUGAUCAUGGAUGAGCAGAAACAGAAGCUGAAAGCCGCUGCUGCUGCUACUGCGAGUGCAACUACUUCGGUUACCUCUACCAAAUACCCCACUCCGGCAACUCGCCAUCUCCUCCCCAAUCGCCGCACCCUGCAGCUCCGGUUGGAGCACCUCACACUCCUGCAACGGAUGCACCAGUGGCUGAAGGAAACAAGAUUUGUCCGCGGCAAGCACAUCGUGUACUUUAGUUUCGCGUUCGGAAAUUUUGCGGCAAACCGAAACAUGUCGAAGUCCUUUCUCCACUACGUGAAGAAUUCCGGAAUCACGCACUACAUCUGGAUGUCGGAAAUUCCGCAAGAGGACGAGGUGCCACUGGAAGAGGGCGAUCGUUUACAACUAGGAGCAGAACAGCUGCCAGGUACAACUACAAAAUCUGGAUCGUCUUCUGCAACACAAACUGGUCCAUCCGCCGUGACGACGAAGCUACAGAAGACCCCAGUUGCAGGUUUCGAAGAGUGCUUGAAGGCGCAGAAGGCCAUCGAAACGGACGCGGAAUCGAAGCUGAAUCUCCUCUGCCUCCCGCUCUCCGUCGACAACGGUUCGUGGAUGCCCAUCGACAUUGCGAUGAUGGGCAAGAACCUCCCAGCGCUGCUGUUGAUGCGGCUGGGGGUCGACUUCGUGGUCACAGACAUGGACAUUCUGUAUUUGCGCGACCCGUCGCCUUUCCUCCUCCGCGCCGCGUACGGCUCCUUCUCCAGACACACGCAGUUCCACAGCAUUCGCGACGGCGUGCAGUUCGUGUCGCAGCAAGACCAGGAUCUCCAUCCGCUGGAAGACGACAGCGUCGAGGCAAUGACGCACAGUGCUAGAGUACAGGCGACGGUGGCGCAGGAACUGUUUCCAGGAUGUGGUGGUACUGUCGCGACCACAUCAGAGCUGCAGGCAGAAAGCUCCACUUCCAGUUCAUCUUCCGUUAGCACGGUCGUAGCAGGGUCGACGUCAGCUGCGGCAAAGCCUAAAGAAAAACCGGUGAUUACCCCGUUUUCCUCCCACUUCAUUAUUUCUGAGCACUGGGAAUCUGCGUCGGUGAACAACGGUUUUUUCCUCGUGAAGGCCACGAAAAAAUCCGUCCAGACCAUGCUGCACUACAUGCGGUGGAUGCAUUUUCUGCCCUUUGGCCACGACCAGAACGGGUUCGACGCCUGGACCUGCGUGACGGAGACCGACGAGCCCUGCUCCCCGCGGCUGAACUACCGACGGAACGCGACCAUGCCGGCCUUCGACAAGCAGCAGGAGCACCGGGUUUGCCCCCUGAUCUUCUCCCUGAACCAGAACCUGUUCGCGUCCGGGUCCGGGUUCCGGGGUGAUACGGAAAAGUUCACGCCCUACAUCUUCCACCUCACCGGGGGGUAUUUAAAAAGGAAGUUGAAGCGGAUCCGAACUUUGAUGGGUCGGGAGGACGGCAUCACCAUUCCCUGGCGGCCUUUCUUGCACGAAGUUGCGGAGCACACUACGGGGCACGGGAACAUCGGGUCUUUGCGCACGAUUUUGCUGAACUACGAACCGGAAAAACCGGAGUCGUACUUCCUGUACAAACUGGUCAGACUAGAUUCGCGAACCAUUCUGAAGGAACCGGGAUUGUUCGAUGACGACCAGGACGAGCUGCUGCUUCUUGGUGGGAAAAAUAACGACGGCGGCGAGACAAACACAAAGGCAAAAUCGGUACUUCAUUCCGGCAAAAACGCGUGGGAAUCCUGUCGGAACGGCAGGAAAGCCGAGGUUUGGGGGUAUUACCCUUCGCCGGAUGAAAGUGCUACCAGCACCACUGGGCGGGAGGCAACAUCAUCUUACAAGGACCGGUAUCGAAUCUCGCGGUUGCCCAGUAUUACGCUGACCCCUGCGUCCCUCGCAGGAGACCUGUAGCUCGUUGUGGUCGUUCUUCGAAAACCUGCACGAAUGCAAAUCUUUUUCACAAUGGAACUUCGAGUUCCUUUGUUCAUAUUCUUAUGUUGUUCAGAAACCGGAAAGAACAAAGACAAACCUUUAUCUUUUUUCUGUGCUUGUUGCCCUUGCGCUUCAGAAGAAGCUUGUGACUCAACAGAGAAAGUAGAAAAACAGAAUGCAACUGAACAAGACACACUUUCUGAUGUGAGAAGUAGAUUUCAGUUGUUGGCGCAGAGACAGUUUUGUUUGUUCGAUGUGCUGCUUGUGUGACCACGCCGCGAAAACUGAAACCGCGGAGACGUCUUUGAGGACUAAUCAUUUAUAGUUCGUUGCCAAUGAUGUUGAUGAACAGGGGCCGAUAUUUGAGAGCAAGAAGUUGCUGCGGACAACGAGCAUGCUGUUUUAUCAAUCCUAAAACCCGGGAUUCCGAACAAAUUAUCUAGGUUUUCAUGAUUCUCCGUCAAAAAAAGCAGAAGAAAGCGGGACCACUACUGCAAUUGAGUUGUCAGCAAAACAGACUCCACAUCCAAGAUGAUAAAGCACACGGAGCAGUACGGGGGCGGUUCGCGAAACCUGUACGAAGAGCUCUCGCAGGAUUUGGCGAGAAGAAGGGAAAAGGAGAAGAAUUUUGUGAUCUGCAUUUUCUGCUUCCUCGGCGCCGCGCUCGGCUGGCUGUUUCUGUACACGGUUUUUGCUCUGGUUUCGAGCUUGCAGUGAAGACGACUCCCGGUAGUUGUACUUACAACAGACGACAUGUAGACGGCUCGGUGCUUACUUGUAGGAUCUUCGAUGAUGGAAAAUAGAAAAUGAAAUGACGUUUCGAGCACAUCACGCGCAGGCACACGGCGCAUUGCGGAUACGGAAGAUGUCACCUCCACAUAGCACCAUCCGUGCCAGUUUCAGACAGAAUGGUAUACAAGAUGAUGAAAUAAAAAUCCUUUGCUGCCGCAGCUAAGCAGUACUAGACGAAC